This is a messenger RNA of Chara braunii, 1099 nucleotides long. Lineage: Eukaryota; Viridiplantae; Streptophyta; Charophyceae; Charales; Characeae. The record is from the annotation of a GenBank genome assembly.
AGGUAUGGAAGGUGGUCGUCACACUUUCCAACCCCGUUCGCCAUCCCUCUCCCUGUCCCCGUCCCCGAUGCCUGUCGAAACAUGCAUGGCGGAUGUCCCGCCAUCGACCCCUGCCACGUACGUCCCAGGUUAUCAACCUCCGUCGCGUGCUGGAGGUGGGUCGUUUUACGUACAGCCAUCUCCCGUUAUGCCACACGGUCUGCCGCCCCUGCCAGCGUUCAAGAAUCUGCACACUUCGAUGUACGCUGGGGGAAGAGAGCCUCGAUCUAUGACUGCCCUCCUCGCCGAAGGUGAUAGCCUUGGACCGCAGCGAGGUGGAGAAUCGUAUGGGAGCUGUGGUGGUUAUCAUGGGUGGGGCAUGCCACGUGGAUGUCAGUGGCAACACUCACCGCCAGCCAUGGGACCCGGCGGGGAAGGAGAGGUGCCUGCGGGGGGGCCUGCAUCAUCGACACAUACAUCAUACAUUGCUGGCGCUGCUGGGCACAUGCAGGCGGGUGUAGGUGGAGCCACCCCCAUGCUCUAUUAUUCAAGACCACCUCCUCCAUCACCGGUUGGAGGCACUGCGCAGUCCAUGCCUUCGGAUGCCGCGUUCCGCAGUCAUGACGGGAGGCCGCUUCAUGUCGUCGAUUCCGAAAUAAUGGGAAAUGACCCUUCUGAAUUGGUCCCCGAUCAGGGUGAGGAUAUGGACAAGCAGGACGCUGGAAUGGGCGAGAUGUGGGCAUCACCCACUGCCGACAUAGCUGGUACGCAAAGCACGGGUCAUGUGACUGUCGGCAUCAGCGGUGAUGGCAAAACGGAUGACGGGGUGGGUGGAGAAGUGAGGAAGAAGGGCAGAAGGGCAGGUCGGGGAGGGCGUUGCUGGGACAAGCCCAAAUUCCGAGGUGCGGAUUGGGGUUUAGGGGAGAGCGUCGCACUGCUGAAACUGCUUUUUGAAGAAGACUGUAUGCAGCAAAAGAAAAAAGGCAGGCAACAGAUGAGAAGUAGGAAGGAGAAGUACGAGUGGAUUGCGAAGAAGCUUCUCGAGAAAGGGUAUGGCGAGCGCACCGUGGACGAAUGCGAGAGGAAGUACUAAGGGCUCCUAGACGGCGCAAAGAGGAUC